Cynoglossus semilaevis (tongue sole) is the source of this 2561-nucleotide messenger RNA. RefSeq names its product rho guanine nucleotide exchange factor 2. Gene Ontology annotation, biological process: positive regulation of neuron differentiation; cell morphogenesis; regulation of Rho protein signal transduction. The record is from RefSeq and is a predicted model, not a curated record. Lineage: Eukaryota; Metazoa; Chordata; Actinopteri; Pleuronectiformes; Cynoglossidae. The transcript has 19 exons. Gene Ontology annotation, cellular component: cytoskeleton; ruffle membrane. Gene Ontology annotation, molecular function: microtubule binding; guanyl-nucleotide exchange factor activity.
UUCUCACAGGAACAGCCUCUUCACUAAAGGCAGAGGCAUACUGCAGUUGGUCGGUGAGACGUAAUUGGAGAUUCGUUUUUUCUCAUAGGGGACCUGCAGAAAAAUGCGCAUAUACUUUGAUAUUGUCUGGAGUUUUCUGACGUACUGAUUACCACCAACCUGCCUUGAAUUUUGUCCAAAAAAAAAAGAAACAAACCAGAGCUGUCACAAUGUCAAGAGUCACCAAUCUGUCAAAACUGCGACAGGAGAGGAUGAGGGAGGUCAACUUGCGGAAUAAAGAGAGGGAACGGAUGAGGGAACAGGAAAAAGCGUUACGGGAAAGAGAAGCGCGUUACAGCAACGGACACUUCUUCACAUCCCUAACAGUAUCGGGGACGACACUCUGCGCAGCAUGCCACAAAAGUAUCACCGCCAAAGAAGCGCUCAACUGCCCGACAUGCAAUGCAACAAUCCACAACCGCUGUCGAGAUACUUUGCCAAACUGUGCCAAAAUGAAACAACGGCAGUCAAAGACAGCCCUGCUGAGGAACAACUCUUCUCUGCAAAAUGUCGCACUGCGCACAAAAGGUCCAGUAAUGCGUGAACGUCCUUCUUCAGCCAUUUACCCCUCUGAGAGCUUCUAUCAGUCGCUGCGCAGUUCUCGCCGUGGUCGCUCCAGCCUAUCGCUGUCCAAGAGUGUCUCCACCAACAACAUCUCAGGGAACCUUAAUGAAGACACGCCUCUUGGAAUACGUAGGAUUCUUUCCCAGUCCACAGAUUCACUAGGUUUCCUAGCCAGGGCCAUGUCAGUGGAGUCGCUCAACGACGAUGGUAUGUUAGCCAUGUUAUCAUUUUAAACGAUCAAAUUUAUAUAUUCUCAUUUAGCUUCUCAUUCUCAUUCUCAGAUAGAAAACGGUCUUUACCUCAGCUCACACACACUAGGCCUAAGCAGUGCAUCUCCAGACGGAGGAGUGUGGGGUUAUAGGUCAGCCACAGGAUGUAAACAAACCACAACAAAUUCAGUCCUGAAUGUGAUUUUGGCGUGUGUGUGUGUAUCAGAGCUGAUUCAGACAGAGCUGCACCACAUGCGAACCCUUUACAUCAUGGAGAGGGUGUUCCAGCAGGGCAUGCUGGAUGAACUGCAGCUGGAGCUCAGCACGGUCAACGCGGUCUUCCCCUGCUUAGACCAGCUCAUCAGAAUACACUGUCAGUUUCUCUCGCAGCUGCUUCUGCGUCGCAACAACAGCCUGCAGCCCGGGUCCAGCUGCAACUUCACUAUUCACCAGUUGGGGGAUGUGCUUCUACAGCAGUUCUCGGGCCAGUGCGCGGACGACAUGAGAAAAACGUACACUGAGUUUUGCAGCCGCCACCCGAAAGCUCUGAAAGUUUACAAAGAACUGCUGGCGAGAGACAAACGGUUCCAGUGCUUUAUACGGCGGGUCAGUCGAGGACCUCUCCUCCGUUGCCAUGGUGUUCAGGAGUGCAUCUUGUUGGUGACUCAGCGAAUCUCCAAAUAUCCUGUCCUUAUUCAGCGAAUACUGGACAACACCACUGAUGAUGAGGAAGAAUCAGCUUCGCUGGCUGAGGCCCUCAGGAUGCUGAGGGAACUUCUGAGUUCAGUCGACCAACAGAUAGAGGACAUGGAAAAAACGCAACGGCUGCAGGAAAUCCAGGCCAAGCUGGAUCCCAGAGCAGAAACGAGAGUUAGAGACGGGAGAGUUUUCAAGCCGGUGGAACUGCUGCGUCGCAGACUCAUCCAUGACGGAGCGCUCUUAUGGAAAAACGCCGGAUCUCGGCUCAAAGAUGUGCAGGUCUUACUGAUGACAGACAUCCUGGUGAUUCUACAGGAAAAGGAUCAGCGGUACGUCUUCCCCAGUCUGGAUAAACCCCCAGUACUUUCCCUUCAGAACUUGAUAGUGCGAGAUAUAGCGAAUCAGGAGCGAGGGAUGUUCCUCAUUAGCGACUCUUCUCCGCCGGAGAUGUACGAGUUCCACGCCGCUUCCAAAGAGAUCAAGAGCGUUUGGAUGCGUCACAUUCAGCGCACUGUCAGCAAUUGUCCUUCCAGAGAGGAGUUCCCCCUUAUAGAGACUAAACAUAAGGCUCACCUGAGGAGACUCAAAGCUGACCUCCAGCAGAAGGACCGUGAAGUGCUGGAGCUCCUGCAGGAGAGAGUGACGGUGUUCUGUGAGCUGGCAGAACUCAACAGUGGCCAUGAGGAAUUACAGCCUCCUCUAACUCGAUACCUGUUCAGGGCGGACACACCGCAAGCUCCACAAGCGGAGAAACUACUGCUGGAUGCUACGGCUGAAGUGGACAAACUGAGUGAACUCCUACUGGGCUCCAGAGUGGACAUCCCUCUGCUGUGGCAUCACAAUAACAAGGAGGCUGCAGAGACCANUCAGCAGGAUCUUCUGAUCAACGGAGCCCAUGAUAUCUGUUCAUCAAAGAAACACAUGUCGGGAUAUACACAGGAGAUCUGUCAAAGGCUGGUGAAUCUCAGCGUGUAUCUGCAUGCACUCCAGGUGAGUAGAGCUACUUCAGUAACCACAGGGAUUACCGUAGUCUAGUGCAAUAUAUCGCAC